Messenger RNA from Harpegnathos saltator (Jerdon's jumping ant), 5496 nucleotides. RefSeq names its product protein artichoke. Gene Ontology annotation, cellular component: extracellular matrix. NCBI's taxonomy places the organism in Eukaryota, Metazoa, Arthropoda, Insecta, Hymenoptera, Formicidae. The record is from RefSeq and is a predicted model, not a curated record. The transcript has 7 exons. Gene Ontology annotation, molecular function: protein binding. Bases 533 to 4570 code for a protein of 1345 amino acids.
GCGCGAUCGCCGACGUGGGCUCGCUUCGCGUGUGUUGCCUCAGCUGUUGCGACCUUUUCCCUCUUUCCGUUCCUCUCACUCUCUCUUCCUCUCUCUUUCUCUUUUCUCUCUCUCUCUCUCUCUCUUUCUCUCUCUCGUCUCCCUCUCUCCAGUGCGAGAAGAAGAAGAAGAAGAAAAAGAAGAGAGAAAGACAGAAGAGGGAAACGGGAGCGCGAGAAGUCGCGUCCGGAUUGUCUCCGACUCGAAGGCGCGCGGAAACGAGAUCGCCGAUCCGGGCGACUCGCCGGCUCGACGACGACGACGACGACGAUUUUUUAGCCAUGACGAGUGCGCGGUGAUCCCCGGCUCUUCGCCCGUGCAUGCGUGCGUGUGCGUGUAUAUGUCGUGUGCGUGUGUCCACCUGUGUGUCCGCCCCGUGUCCGUCCAUUACGGGGACGGUGUGAUGCUGUUGGCCGAUCAGCGGUGAAGUGUUACCGCCGCGACCGCGAGCUACUCUCACUGCGCCAGCGUCACGUCGUCGGGAGGCGCGAUCAUGCUCGCGUACCUCUUAUCGGCCCUUCUGCUGCCGGGCGCCUUGGUGGCGUCGUAUCAGGCGCAAUGGCGGCCAUGCAUCGAGCUGAAGCGAGACCUGCUGGUGCCCUGCAAGUGCGCCGUUUCCGCGGACUACCCGAGGUCGCUCGAGAUGAACUGCGACAGGGUGAUCUUCACUCGGGACACCAUCAGCGUCCUGCGCGGCCAGCCGCUCGUGUCGGUCAGCCAGAGGCACUGCGGCCACCAGACCCUACCGGAGGACAUCGUUAACUCCGGCCUGAGCCUCCGCAGGCUCGACCUGUCGAGCAAUUCGAUCUACCGACUGAUGGACCGGCUGCUGCAGGUGCAGUCGCAGCUGCGCGAGCUGCGACUCGCCGACAAUCUGCUGGGUGACAGUCUGAACCCGAUCUUCUCCAGCAACGAGUUCCACGGCAUGAACGAGCUCGAGAUACUCGACCUCAGCAGGAACGGCCUUCGCAGCAUCGAGGAGGGCAUCCUCAAGGGAUGCGACAAUCUCGAGGAGCUCUACCUCGACGGCAACAAUCUGACCGCGGUGCCGGCCGCCUCGCUCAAGGGGCCUCGCGCCAUCAGGGUGCUCUCCUUGGCUGGAAACAACAUCGGUGUUCUUCCUCGAGGUGCUUUCACGAGCCUCGGUGAAUCGCUCCUGCGGCUGGACCUUAGCAACAAUGAACUGUCUCACAUGGAGGACGGUGCUCUCUCCGGCGUUCAACACUUGCUGUUCUUCAACAUCUCGCACAACUCCCUCAGCCGCUUCAACAGUGACGUCUUCAGAGGGGCGUUCAGUCUACUGCAGCUGGAUCUCUCGGCUAAUUUCCUCCGGGAGUUUCCCACCGACGCGCUGAGACACUUAACGGAACUGAAGUUCCUGAAUAUCUCCAACAACCUCGUCACCGAAAUAGAACGGAUACACCUGUCAGGCUUGACCGAGCUGCAAGUAUUGGACCUCAGCCGGAACAACAUAGGCCGGCUCGGGGUCAAUACGUUCUCCAGCCUUUCCGCUCUCACGAGGCUGGAUCUGAGUCUGAACGCGUUGCGCACGAUCGAAGAAUCGUCCUUCGAGGGCCUGACGAAGCUGAAGUGGCUGUCGCUGCAAGACAACAACAUCCUCCUGGUGCCAGCGGCGGCGCUCACGCGACUGCCUUCGCUGGCGCAUUUGCACGUGCAAUUCAACCGUAUCGCCGCGCUGUCCACCGAACUGAUCCGCGCCACGUCCACAAAUCUCGUGACACUGGGCCUGACGCGUAACCUCGUGCGCGAGAUCCCGUCGAGGCUGUUCUACAACUUCGAGAACCUCAUCAGCAUCGAGCUGUCCGGCAACAUGCUGUCCAUGAUCUCGCAGAACACUUUCGCCGGUCUGGAGGACACCCUGUUGAACUUGGAUGUGUCGUACAACCGACUGACCACCAUCACCGAACUGCCCCUGCGGAAUCUGCUGUCGCUGAACCUGGCGGGCAAUCAGCUGAAGCGCGUGUCGCCGGAGACCUUCAAGUACCUGCACCGGCUGCAGUAUCUCAAUCUUAGCAGCAAUCCGUUGUACGGCGGCUUCCCGCCGAUCUUCCCGUCCUCCUUGAUCAACCUCGACAUCUCCCGCACGGACCUGAGGAUCCUGCCGACCGUGUUGCUGCUGAACCUCGAGUCCUUGCAGAGGAUCUCCCUCGCUGGCAAUCAGCUGCAGGAGAUCGACGAGGGCACGUUCCAGCACCUGUACAAUCUCACCGCGAUCGACCUGUCGUAUAACGCGAUCGAGCGCAUUGACAACGGCGCGUUCGUCGGCUUGAUCAACCUCUACUCGCUGAAUCUACGAGGCAACAAGCUUACGUCCUUCGUCGGCGAGCAUUUCAACACCGGCACCGGCUUGGAACUGCUCGAUUUGUCGGACAACCGCAUCAGCCAAUUGUCGCCCACAGCCUUCGUCAUUCACCCGCGGCUCCGGCGAUUGGAUCUGUCAGGCAACCGCUUCGUCCAGUUCCCCAGCGACUUCGUCAAAUCGCUGCAGUUCCUCGAGCGACUCGACCUGUCGCGCAACGCAUUGCGCCACGUGCACGAGUUCGCGUUCUCGCAGAUGGGGCGUCUGCAUGUGCUCGACCUCUCUGGCAACCGGAUCGAGUCGGUGGAUGAGUUGGCCUUCCACAACUCCACGCAGCUGCAGUCGCUGGAUCUGUCCGGCAACGUGCUCGAGACGCUGAGCGAGCGCACGAUGGAGGGCCUGCUGCGGCUGGAGUCCUUAGAUCUGGGCGACAAUCGGCUCGCCGCGCUGCCCGAGACCAUCUUCGAUCCGUCCAGGAUCCGCGCGGUAGAGAAGAUCGACCUGUCCGGCAACCGCUUCAACGAGAUACCAACCCGCGCGCUACAACGUCAGUCGGCGUCGCUGAUCGGUUUACGGAUGGCGCGCAACCGAAUGGUGGAGGUGUUCACGCAGGACAUCGUCAACAACGUGAAGGAGCUCGACCUGUCCGAGAAUCCGCUCAGCGAGAACGCGAUCCGCGGCAUCCUCGGCGAGGCGAAGAUCCUGCGAUCGUUGAAUCUCGCCGACACCGGCAUCAGGAUGAUGCCGCGGCUGGAGACGCCGUUCUUGAAGCAUUUGAAUCUAUCCAACAACGCUAUCAUGGACAUCAAACCGACUACGUUGGAACGCACCACGAUGUUAGAGACUUUGGACGUGUCGCGAAAUCGUCUGGCGGAUUUCACGAAUCUGAUCAACACCUUCAAGAUCUUACCGGCGCUGUGGAGCUUGGACGUGUCCGACAACGAGAUGAAGACAGUCAACGAGAGCAGCUUCGACGGUCUAGGCGCGUUGCGCGCCUUGCGAAUGGCUAAUCUGCCGAACUGCACACGGAUCGAGAGGAAUGCCUUCAGGUCGUUGACGAGACUACGCUCCUUGCACGCUUACAACUACCCCAAAUUGGGCUACUUCGACGUGCAGGGUAUCCUCAAGAGUCUGGCCAGUCUGGAAAUAUUGGACAUCGAAAUCAAGGACUCAUCGGUGGGCAACGAGCAACUGUCUGUACGCACUCACCCGCACCUGCGGGAGCUGACGUUACGCGGAGAGAGGUUGCGCAACGUGCUCUCGAGCUCGCUGGUCGGUGUCCGCGGGCCGCGACUGCUUCUGGGUCUCAAGGACACAUCCGUGGACUUGAUACCAACCGCUUUGUUCUUCCCGGUGCCGCGCUCCACGCAAGUCGAGCUCGACGUCUCCGGCAGCAAGUUCAGCAGCUUGUCGGCGCAAUUAUUGGCAGCGCUGGAUGAGCGCGGCGGUUCCGUGAGGAUCGCCGGCCUCGACAGCAAUCCGAUCAACUGCAGCUGCGAAGCCAAACACCUGUGGCGCUGGCUGAAGUCGUCGGCCAGCAGGGCACCCAUCGUCGUCUGCUCCAGUCCUGAUUAUCUCGCCGGCAUGACGUUGAGCAACAUCACGGAGGAGUAUCUCUCGUGUGAACGGACGACACCCACCAAGCCGCAGAUGACUGAAACCACGCCGUCCACGAGGUUGACCACAUCUGAGCCGGAGAUCAUCUGGACCGUGGCGCCGACAGUGCAGAACAAUCGGAACAAACACUACAGUAACGAUCACACGGGUACCUCAACUAUGGGCAAUAUGUCGAGCACCGACGACACCCUGAUCAUCGGCAUCGUCGGCGGCGUAGUGGCGUUCAUCGCGAUCAUCGUCAUCGUCAUCUGCAUCUGCCGACUCAGGUGGAGUAGCCAGAUCAACGAGGCGCGGAUGGCGGCGGUGGCGUCGAGCAUUCACGAGGCGUCGAUGAUCAGGCCGGCCAGCGCUUACUCGGGCAAGAUUAACCAUGACCUCUACGUGGGAUCGUACAAUGGCUCGACCCUGGGACGGGGCAAUGCUUCGGUGCCAGCCACUCCGGUGCAGAUGAUGCCCUACAUGCAGCCGAUGCACGUGAUGCACACCAUGGGCCUGCCGCCGCCGCCAUCUUCGCAGCAGAUCUACGGGUAUUACGACAAUUCGCCGCUACCGGUCUACGUCGGUUGUCCGUCCGACAGCAAGUUGGACAGAUAAUGGACGUCGGUAGAUCGCCGAGAUCGUCGAGAGAGAGAGAGAGAGAGAGAGAGAGAGAGAGAGAGAAAGAGAGAGAGAGAGAGAGAGAUGACCGACGAUGGCGCAAAAUAUGCAUCUGAAUCUCAGUAAAUUCUGCGUGUAUUGCGACUCGUAGGUUUUUCCCACUGGACAAACCUGAAACAUACCGACGAAUGAAAUGUGUAUUCUAUGAGAAAAAUCGUGUGAAUCGACCUGAUAUGUACGUACCUUGAGAAAAGAAAGGACCGAUGUGUAUGUUUCUUUUCAGUUUUCCCGGGAUUUGUUGGGAUUUAAGAGUAGUGUAUUAACUUUGCGUCUCGUUGAAGACUGUCGUUAAUUUCGUUAAUUUCGUUUAUUUCUGUCCAAGGACACUUGAUUCCAAAUUCCUCCUAGGUAACACACAAAAUUCAGUUACACCAACGGGGAAUUGUUUCUUUCCCGCGUAUAUUCUGGUAGACAAUCGAGCGAAUCAGUAUUGUACAUAAACGUACAAAAUCGUCAGGUGCUGCAACGUGCGUGACGAUCCCGACGUAAAGCGUGCGUAUGUAAAUGUGUAAAAAAAGAUAUUGCAAGGUGCUUGGAUAAGGCAGUAAUAAUCGAUUUCUCAGCGCGAGUGAGUUAAUUAGAGAGAGAGAGAGAGAGAGAGAGAGAGAGAGAGAGAGAGAGAGAGAGAGAGAGAGAGAGAGAGAGUGUGCGUAUGUACAUGUAAUUAAGAAGAAACGGUGCUUGCGUAAUAUGUAAAUCGAAUAUACGUCGAAUAAGUCACUACUCUCAUUGCAAAUUACUCGAUUUGUACUUAAUAUUGGCGUAGGGUUAAUCGAGGUCAUCAUAAUAUCGUGUAUAAUACAUUUUAUAUACGCUUAAACGUGUAUUUCAUUCAAACGAUAUGUAUUAUUUAAUAGACAUUU